Mycena citricolor is the source of this 2203-nucleotide messenger RNA. NCBI's taxonomy places the organism in Eukaryota, Fungi, Basidiomycota, Agaricomycetes, Agaricales, Mycenaceae. The record is from the annotation of a GenBank genome assembly.
CUCAGCGAGUGAUGUGAGCAAUGAGCGGUUCCAAAAUACGACAACGCAAGAAAGUUCAAAAGGACGUUGGCGAGCCUGCGACCCAGCUAGGAUCGGACUCAGAUAACCCUCCGGAAUUCGACUGUGACCUCUCCAAAUAUGUCAAGAUUUUGGUCCUACCGAUUCUACUAGCUCUGGGGGUCGUGCAUUACCUGCAUCCUGCUCUGUUUAGGAACGCCGUUGAAUCAUACCUGGGGUUCGAUCUCAACCAGAAUACCAUCUCCACGCCUGCGGACUUUUCCACCGACGAGGCGAAACGCGAGGCGAUUGUGCACGCAUUUAAGCAUGCGUGGUUGGCAUAUGAAGCGCAUGCCAUGGGUGACGAUGAGUUUCAUCCUCUCAGCCAGGAAGGCACCAAUCUGACGACCGCUGGCGGUAUCGGGUACACCGUGGUCGACUCCCUCGACACCAUGCUGCUAAUGGGCCUUACUGAGGAAUACGAGCGUGCCCGGAACUGGGUGGCCAACACCAUGUCCUUCGACCGGAACGCCUCCUUCAAUACCUUCGAGACCACGAUCCGCGUCCUGGGCGGCCUUCUCUCUGCUUACCAUCUCUCCGGGGAGGAUCCGAUGUAUCUGGAGAAAGCCAUCGAGUUGGCUGAUCGCAUGAUGCCAGCGUUCAAUACCCCGUCUGGACUCCCGCUGUCCAAUAUCAAUUUGGCGCUCAGACAAGGAAUCAACGAUCGCGAAUGGCCCGAAUUUGUCAGCAGUGCUGAAGUAGCGACUCUCCAGCUUGAGUUCCGAUACCUCAGCUUGCUGACAGGCAACACGGAGUACUGGCAGAAGGUCGAAUCGGUGAUGAGAGUGUUGAAGGAAAACCUGAUGCCGCAUGGACUGGCUUCCAUCUUCGUCAAUUGGCGAAGCGGUGAAUGGGUUCUCUCAGCCAUGCGACUCGGAUCAAGAGCAGAUUCUUAUUAUGAAUAUCUAUUAAAACAAUACAUCCAGACUAACGCAAAAGAGGCCGUUUAUCGUGAUAUGUACACUGCGGCUAUGGAUGCCGUGCACCAAAACUUGAUCAAAAAGAGUGCCUAUGCCAGUAUGACUUACACCUCGGAGCUGAUCCCGGAACGAGACGACCGUGGCGAAAUUUCGUGGCGCUUGACACCCAAGCAGGACCACCUUGUCUGUUUCUUUGGUGGCUCGCUCCUGCUGGGCGCAGUAACCACCGGUGCCUUGAUCCACCCUGUUUCGGUCCCCCCACGGCCGGAAGAAUUGACAGACGCCGGUAAACGGGACUGGAAGACUGGUCUCGCUCUGAUCAAGACAUGCAUGGAUACUCACAACACCGCCACCGGACUCGCACCUGAGAUUGCUCAUUUCCGUAUAGCGAGUGAUGGCAUCGGCCACGAUUCGAUGUUCCCCACGGACUGGUAUAUCAAGGGUGCUCGCGUCAAACCAGGGGAGUUGCCGCCCUAUGACGCAAGAUACAUGCUGCGGCCAGAAACAAUCGAGUCGCUUUUUCUCGCUUUCCGGCUUACAGGCGAUCAAAAGUACCGGGACUGGGCCUGGCAGAUCUUCAGAUCGAUCGAGACUCACUGCAAAGUCGAGUCCGGUGGUUAUGCCACUAUCAUCAACGUCGAUGAAGUGCCGUCACGCAAGGAGGACAAGAUGGAGACCUUCAUGCUGAGCGAAACACUGAAAUAUCUGUAUCUGAUCUUCUCAGAGCCGUCGGUGCUACCCUUGGACAAAUAUGUGCUUAACACAGAGGCUCACCCAUUGCCUAUAUUCGAGAUACCUGCGGACUUUGGCGGUUAGAUUUACUCGUGCAUAAUCAUAUUUAUUUGCGGCAUGGGGCAUGGGUGAGUGGUGUUACAACAGUUCCAGGAGAUUAUAAGUACAUCUAGUGUGGUCCGAUAUGGGUUUAAAUGAAUGGUGGUAUGUGGGACUAAUCAUGGGUUAUAUGGUAAUGCUGAUAAGUUAUUUCGCCAGGACGGCAGCGUACGUCAUUCCUUUCGACAGGCUCUCGGCGACGGACUCCUCGUCAUCGCUGCGAUAGACAUGUUCCCACGGUUCGUCUGCGAGGACGUCCUGGGGAGCACUGUCCUCGAGGACGAUCACAGAGCGCUUGGGGAUGAAUACAAAGUCGCCUUCUGACCGUACUUGAGUGGUGCAGUCAUCAGGCACAGGGGAGGAUAACGUUACCUGCGCCUUUACGUGGCUUGCCA